AUGGCGACGAUGUGUUCGUCUUCCUGGGCGUUGGCGAGCGCCUCCCUGCCCGUCCGCAGGGCUGCUCCGAACCAAUCACUCACUCGCUGUGUGACCUGCUGGUUGCCGUAG
Chondrus crispus (carragheen) is the source of this 111-nucleotide messenger RNA. RefSeq lists its product as hypothetical. The transcript has a single exon. Lineage: Eukaryota; Rhodophyta; Florideophyceae; Gigartinales; Gigartinaceae. The record is from RefSeq and is a predicted model, not a curated record. The coding region runs from base 1 to 111 and encodes 36 amino acids.